Messenger RNA from Gadus chalcogrammus (walleye pollock), 4085 nucleotides. It is a transcript of the gene lpar1, whose product is annotated as lysophosphatidic acid receptor 1. The record is from RefSeq and is a predicted model, not a curated record. Lineage: Eukaryota; Metazoa; Chordata; Actinopteri; Gadiformes; Gadidae. Gene Ontology annotation, molecular function: lysophosphatidic acid receptor activity. The coding region runs from base 393 to 1514 and encodes 373 amino acids. Gene Ontology annotation, biological process: neurogenesis; phospholipase C-activating G protein-coupled receptor signaling pathway. The transcript is spliced from 3 exons. Gene Ontology annotation, cellular component: membrane.
UGUCUAGGCGCUUGCGCGCGUGAGUACCGUAGUGUGUGUUUUUGUGUGUGCGUGUGUGUGUGUUUGUGUGUGUCCGCGUGUGACGUCACCCUCAGACAAAGGUCCUCUCGUGUAGGAGCGGCGGUGUGUGAGCAGAGGGAGGCACGGCGCGGGACGGACACAGAGAGUCUGUAUGCAGGAGAAAAACCAGGAGGAGAAGAAUAAGAGAGAAUUUGUAGGAACGUUAAAAUGAGAAGAUUCCACGUGUCUGUUUUGGAUUCGGAUAACAACCAGCUGUCUCUCUAGACCGGCCGAGGAAUCCACAUUUGGGAGGAAUUUUACGCACAGCGCGUCAAAGUGUUGGGCUGAACUCCGCACCGCCCGAGCUGAAAAGGACCCCGUAAGCAGUCAUCAUGAUGAUGUCGGAGGUGGACGAGGAGCAGUGCUACUACAACGAGAGCAUCGCCUUCUUCUACAACCGCAGCAUGAAGCCGCUGGCCCGCGAGUGGGACGCGGUCAGCAAGCUGGUGAUGGGGCUGGGCAUCACGGUGUGCGUCUUCAUCAUGCUGGCCAACCUGCUGGUGAUGGUGGCCAUCUACGUCAACCGCCGCUUCCACUUCCCCAUCUACUACCUGAUGGCCAACCUGGCGGCGGCCGACUUCUUCGCGGGGCUGGCCUACUUCUACCUGAUGUUCAACACGGGGCCCAACACGCAGCGGCUCUCCGUGUCCACCUGGCUGCUGCGGCAGGGCCUGAUCGACACCUCGCUCACCGCCUCCGUGGCCAACCUGCUGGCCAUCGCCAUCGAGCGCCACAUCACCGUGUUCCGCAUGCAGCUGCACACGCGCAUGAGCAACCGCCGCGUGGUGGUGGUGAUCGUCGUCAUCUGGACACUGUCCAUCGUCAUGGGCGCCAUCCCCAGCGCGGGCUGGAACUGCAUCUGCGGCCUGGACUACUGCUCCAACAUGGCGCCGCUCUACAGCAACUCCUACCUGGUGUUCUGGGCCGUGUUCAACCUGCUCACCUUCGUCGUCAUGGUGACGCUGUACGCCCACAUCUUCGUGUACGUGCGGCGGCGCACCAUGCGCAUGUCCCGCCACAGCUCGGGCCCGCGGCGCAACCGGGACACCAUGAUGUCCCUGCUGAAGACGGUGGUGAUCGUGCUCGGAGCCUUCAUCCUGUGCUGGACACCAGGUCUGGUCCUCCUCCUGCUAGACGUCUUCUGCCCCAGCUGCACCGUCCUCACCUACGAGAAGUUCUUCCUGCUCCUGGCCGAGUUCAACUCCGCCAUGAACCCCAUCAUCUACUCCUACCGCGACAAGGAGAUGAGCGCAACCUUCAGGCAGAUCCUGUGCUGCCAGCGGCAGGAGAACCUCAACGGGACCGUAGCGGAGGGGUCCGACCGCUCGGCCUCGUCCGUCAACCACACCGUGCUCAGUCCUGGGGGCGGCAGUAGUGGUGGUGGUGGUGGUGGUGGUGGAGCACACAACCAACACCACCAGCUUCAGCACCACAACGAACACUCAGUGGUGUGAGCGGGGGUCCCGGAGGAACGGGGUCUGGAGGGAGGGGUUCAGACUUAGAUCAAGGGUUCUAGAACUUUUUCAUGACGGGACCCCAAAGGAAAGGAGGGGGGUGUUUGAUGGACAGGCUGCAGAAUACGCACUUAGACCAUGGAGAGGUGGAGGAAGUGGAACUGAGGAAGAGGAGGAUGUGAAUCGUGGUGAAUAGGAUGAGGAAGGGGAAGGGAUCAAUUGAAACAGAAUCAGUGGCUGUUCUUGGUUUCGUUUUUUUAAUUUUUUUUUUAUUAAACCUGUUGUGUUUGCAACUGAUAUAAACUAUUUAAGGAGUAAUCUGUGAAGUGAAUUUGAUGCCAGUACAGCCCUGCUCUUCCUGUUUCCUGUUAAACUCCGUCCAUUGCUGUUGUAGUUAUUUUCAUUUGUAGUCCUCAGGCCAUCUUUGCCCACAUAACUGUUUCUAGAAAAUGUACAUGUUAAUGUGUUCAUUUCAACAAGCAGCCACUGUUUCUUUUAGUUUAGGUUUUAGUUAAAGUUUCAAAUUCAGUCUAGGUUUUAGUUUUAGAUUGAUUUGAAAAAGACUCAUCCUCCAGUCAAACUUCUGGACCAUGGAAUCAUGGGAAAUGUAGUCUAUUGAUAUAUUAUUCAAGGGCCAUGCAUGUUGUUUUACAGUUACUUAAAUGUCCGGCAAAAAAUGUGUAUUAAGAAAUCCAGGAGGUCAUAUUAACCCUCCCAUGAUCUGUCAACUUCUUUGUCCUAUAUACAGUUUACAUUAACUAUGUCGUGUCUGUGAUUGUGCGUGCACAUGUGUGUGACUGUGAAGCCAUCCCAGUAUUGAUCCCAGUAUGACUCAUGAAGGCCUUUCCCCAGUAUGAAGGAACUCCGUAGAGGGCGGUAGAAGCACUAUUACUAUGUUAGCACAUGUUCUGCAUCCAGGGGGACUCUGUGAUCCACUUUCUGUUGAUUUAGGUUCAAGAUGUCUUGAUACAUUCAUUAUAGUCUUUUAUAACAUGUGUGCGUGCAGUGUUCAUGUAAAUAAGAGAGUAGCCGACACUAAAUCAAACAUAAGAAAACAUACACAACAAAUCACAUUCAAUACACCAAACACACACCCAACCUACACCCAACACACACCCAACAACCGUCCAACACACAGCCAACACACACCUAACCUACAACCAACACACAACCAACUCAUACCAAACAACCUCCCAACACACACCAAGCACACACCCAACAACCACCCAACACACACCCAACAACCAUCCAACACACACCAAAUAACCACCAUGCAUGCAACCAACACACACCAAACACACACCAAACUAGACAGUACAAACUCAUUCAGCACCAAACAAACCAACUCCCUUCCUAUAAAUCCCAUGUCGAGGAAACCCGACUACGGGUUAUGUUAAAUUCCGGCUGAGGGUCAAGUGUUUCUAAAUACUAUUGUCUGCUUCAUGUUUCCAUACCCUCCCUCCUAUCUGAAGCACCACUAGUAUUAUGGUUUUGAAGUCAUGUAAAAGCACUUCCAUGAAGAAUUCUUGAAUUGUAAGGCAUUAAAGCAGAGCUCUGUGGUUCAAUGUUUAUGUUCGGAUGUAUUUCCGACUUAUUGAGUACAAUGAAGUGUAUGUUGUAAAGUGCACUAUAGCACUGGCGUUCUGUGUCACAGUACUGUAGUACUAUUGUAGGACUGACUCGGGACAAAGUCAAUGGAUUGAUUCAGGUUCUGCAGCAGCCUUACUGCAGUAUGAUUGUGUCUGUCAGUGUAGACAUACUGUGUAUACCAGUGUAACGACAUGUGUACAGUAUGUGUGUAUAUAAAAUCUAGCAUUCAAAGUUAAUCACCCAUGGGAAUGUGUUGUGUGUGUAUAAAUAUGUCAGUCUCUGUCCAAAUGUACUGUAGGAUGGUAUUUGUUGUGUUGGAGGUGGUGUAUUGUCGUCACUAUCAGUAGCUUGCCUAUAACCAAACUAGCAUCCAACCCAGAUAUUUUCAUUAAAGACUUGUUUCACAACAGCGCUUUUCACACUUUUUGUUCCCAAACUAUUUAGGACAAUGAAGGGAAGAAUUCAAAGGUCAAUCAUUGUCAUAGUUUUGAAUGGUCUGUUUUAAAUAGAUUGUGUGUAGCUUUCAGCGCAAGGAAUAGCAGCGGCAAAUAUUCAGUUAUCAUAAAAACACACAAGAUGUCUGCUGGUAAUCGCACUAUUGAGUGUGGGCGGAUGUUUUCCCGCUCUGAGAUGUCAGCUGAGCUACACUCACUGAGAGCAAAGUGCUGACACUGACCAUGCCAGCAGGAACAGCUGGUUCAACUGAGCCGCAUAACAACACAACUUAAACACAAUUGCACAACACACUAGAACUCAACUGCGAGACAGAACGAGAACGCAACUUUAUAACUACACAACACAACUAGGCCUACAGAACACGUUCACACACCACGCCUAACAGGAACCCAACUAGCAUCCAUCUACACAACUACACAACACAACUUGAUAACCACUACACAACACAACUAGAACACGACUACACAACACAACUUCAUAACCACUACACAACACUAGAACACGACUACACAACAUAACUUGAUA